AUGGAAAAUACUCCAAAACUGCAACGGAAGUCAUCGCUGUCGCUGAGUACGCGCAUAAACAACAAGCGGCACACCUCACCGCAGCCCAUUAAGCGGACAGCUGCUUCAAAUAGUGCCUUAAAUAGUCAUGAUUCCAACAACAUAAGAGGUGAAGUAACACGAUCUCCAUCAAUUAUUUCGAUUUCUUCAGAUGGUGGCAUUGAAUGUUGUACUCCGCCUCCAAAAAGGAUGGGAAUGUGUGUGGAUGACUGUGGUGAUUAUUCACCGAAACUAUUUGACAGCAGUUUUUCACCAUCGUGUCUCUUGUCACAGACACUGGCUAUCGACAGUCCAGAAGUUGGUUGGAAAUGGAGUCGCUAUUCUGCGGGCUCCAAAGAGGAGUUAUCCUCACGGACACCUGACUCGGCAUAUGCAGCAGAUAGCAGCUUUACUUCGGCUGGUUCCAGUAGCACAGAAAUUUCCAAUGCGCGCAACCGUGAGCGUUUAGCCUACGAUGCAAUGCGGGAACAACAAAUGCGAAAGGUUGAAAAGACACGGGCAGAUCAAAAAUUGAAGCAGCGGUGUGCAAAAUUGCAGGAACAACUUAAAAGCGCUGGAACGCAAAAAUCAACAUCUAGUCUUAGUAGCAGUGGUCUAGAGAAAAGUGAGACUGUGACAUCGUCUUCCUCGUCAACGGUAACGGCGGCGAUGUCUGUAGAUGUUGAAAUGAGCAGCACUCAGGCUACAUCAUCGACACUAAAAAUGGAAUCUCCAAUGGAUAUUAGCUUCGGGACUGGAGAAUCCAUUGAUGAUUUCUUCAAUGAUUCUGAUGAGGAUUGUUUCUUGUUGGCAGCAACACAAGAAAUCGAAUCAAAAAUGAAUGGCGAUAAUGUUAAAACAAAUAACAAUAAUACUGUUACACCCAAAGCGAGCACUAACCCAGUGGCGAAGAUGAAUGAGAAGCCUGCAUCUUCAGUAAAAAAUUAUGAAAAACCAUCGUCAACGAAGAACACUGAUAAGCCAUCAUCAUUCCCAUCAUCGAGGAUCUCCGAUAAGCCAUCAUCAUCCUCAUCUUCGAAGGCAACUGAUAAGCCAUCAUCAACGUCAUAUUCGAAGGCAACUGAUAAGCCAUCAUCUUCGAAGCCAACUGAUAAACCAUCAACAUCAUCAUCAUCUUCAACUAGUACUGCCACCACUUCUACCACCACCUCGGAUUUAGAUGAUACUUUCUUUACGUCUUGUGGUUCUGUUUCCAAAGAAAAACGUUCAUCCUUCUAUAUGAAAUUUCUUGAAGAUGAUUGUCCCGAUGAUUGGUUUGUAUCCUUGGACGAAAUCAUUGAAAAAGCAACACAAAGUAAAAAACCACGAACAUCAUUCCAACGUUAUAAAUCAUUGCCUAUGAAUAACAACACAGAAAUUGAAAAUCAAAGUACAAUACCAAAAGUUAUUGCCUAUAGUGAUCCAGUAUUAAAUGGUGAUACAGUAAAGAAAGAUGCGUUUGUAGAAACUCCAAGCAAAACAUCAACGUCGGCAUUAGCAUCAUCAUCGUCAACAGCGCGAUCAAAAAUAAAACGACACUCAAGCAGUCAUGCUCUUAGCCCAUCUAAUACAAAUUAUCGUAGACGACAACAUCAAUAG
Messenger RNA from Musca vetustissima, 1617 nucleotides. RefSeq lists its product as uncharacterized. The coding region runs from base 1 to 1617 and encodes 538 amino acids. The transcript has 3 exons. Lineage: Eukaryota; Metazoa; Arthropoda; Insecta; Diptera; Muscidae. The record is from RefSeq and is a predicted model, not a curated record.